This is a messenger RNA of Xyrichtys novacula (pearly razorfish), 34716 nucleotides long. NCBI's taxonomy places the organism in Eukaryota, Metazoa, Chordata, Actinopteri, Labriformes, Labridae. The record is from the annotation of a GenBank genome assembly.
AUGACUACCAUGGCAACUCCGGCAGCUCCUGCUCUGCUCUCCGCCGCUCCACUCGGUCACCACCCGGCUCCCAGCUCCGUCUCCCCGGCCACCAACUCUCCGCCACCUGCAGCCACCUCCGCUGCUUCCUCCCCGGCUCCUCCGGUAGCUCACCCCGCGCUGCUUCAGCAGUUCCGGGCGGACCUUCUGCUCUCAAACGGGACUCAGUUGAAGCCCGGAGGAGCUCCGCUGACCAGCAACACUAAGCCCGUGUACGCCACCCCGUCGCCCGUGGAGAGUACGCCGCAGAACAAUGAGUGCAAACUGGUGGAGGUGAAAGGUGCCAAGCUGGCCUCGUUCACGGUGAAAGACACGGAGCUCAUCUGUCUGCCACAGGCUUUUGAUGUUUUUCUCAAGCACCUGGUCGGCGGGCUCCACACCGUCUACACCAAGCUGAAGCGGCUGGACAUUUCGCCGGUGGUGUGCAACGUGGAGCAAGUCCGGGUGCUGCGGGGGCUCGGAGCCAUCCAGCCCGGGGUGAACCGGUGCAAACUCAUCUCCAGGCAGGACUUCGAGACGCUCUACAACGACUGUACGAACGCAAGGUGAGCGGGGCAUGGAUGAUAAGGUGAUAGAAACUCUGUGACCCGUUGGUAGAGCUUUUGAUACGGGGUUACCUUUCUGAGUUUCAGGGGGGCGGGUGCAGCAGGUGGGGUUAUAUCAACCCAGGUAAGAGUUCUGAUUUUCGACUAUGAUGUUGUACAUCACUGUAAAAGAAUAACAGUCUAAAUUGUUAUGCCACCAAAUUUAUGAUUCAUUAUUUGCUGAUUUGGGAGCAAGCUUUUUAAUCAAUAUCUGUGGGCUAUGAAAUUACAAGCUUAACAUCUCAGAGGAAGCGUUAAUACUAAGUGUUGGUAAGGUGGGUAACAUAGAUGGACACAUUAGAAAAAGACAUUAAUGAAUGAAAAACUGAAAUUGAUAAGAAAUAGAUAAAGUUAAAAAAAUAUCCCACUCUUGAUUUGCUUUUAGCCAUUGUUUGAGGUCUUAAGUGUUGUGCUAAAGGCUGUGCAGGUGCAAAAUUAUUCCAGGUCUUGUCACUAGCCAGAACAUGAGUGACAUUCUUUCAAAUGAAAGCUCGAAAGUGCUCAAGAAUAUAAGUUAAAACAGCUGAAAUUAAAAAAUGUUCUUGAAAAAAUAGAAGAUUUUGCUCCUGUUUGAGUCCAUCUCUCAUUUGAUGUUGACUGCCUGAGUGUCCAGUUAACCCCUCUUUUAUUUGGCACAUUCAUACAGCAAGGCCUGUCUGUCACCAAUUAGCAUUUUAAUGGUUGAUAAACCGUGAUGGUGAUGAUGGCGAUAAUGAAUUUUAGUAAUCUCAAUAAAGACAAAACUCUUAAAAGUUUGUCAUGUUAUCAUAGACUGUAAUCUCCCCCCUCCUUUGCUGACACGAACACACACACACAUACACACUCACUCAGUUUCACUCCUACACACGCACAUGCACACAUUGAAUCUGACACUGUCAUUCUGAGAAAUUGAUUCUUCACAGAAAUUAAUUAAUUUUCAUUUGGCCCCAAGCGGCAGCUUAAAUCAGGACAAGCUCACUCACUCACUCACUGAUCCCUUUGCUCUCUCUCUCUCUCCUUCCUUAAUAACUUGCUGUCUUAUCAUAUCAACACUCUUUAGCCCUGAGCAUCAGAACAGAGGAGAUGAUUAAAUGAAUUCUCGGUAUUUAUGAUGCGAUUAUGUAAAUUAGCUGUUUUGCAGAACUCCGAUGGUGACCAACUACAUGGGUCAUCAAUCCAGUGCACCGCAGAGAUGUUUGGAUAAAGGGGCUAAAUUGGCGAGGAUUUGUGGUUUCCUGGAGCCUCAGUCUGCUGGCGUGCACGCCACAUGCUCACAACAGCAUGGGUUUGAGUCCAGAGGAGUUUGGAUUAGCCUUAGUUUGGGGAUUUUUUUUUUAAUUGUUUGAUGGUUAAUCCUCGCUCCUUGGAGUAAUAAUGAUCCAAUUUACACCUGCCAUUGAGAACAGAUAGUUGAUGCUCUAAGAUGUGCACAGAUUGCAAAGUACAAACUACUUUUAUAUGCUUCCUGGCUCUAUUCUCAUUUCUUAACUCUGUUUGAUUUUAAAUCCAGGUGUUAACAUUUGAGUCAAGCUGUGACUUGUUGAGUUCGACUAAAAACACACUGAAAAGAAACAAACUAUUGUGAGCCUCCAGCUCUGUGUGCGUGGAUUAACACCUGCGCUUAAGCGUUCGAGGCCCUCCAGCAGAGGCAAAAUCCAGAUGCAUCUUCUGGCAGCUUUGGGAUUUCUUCUGUGUCAGGUGUUAAUGGGAAUGUUGUUCUACAAAUACACAGCCUCCACCGUCUCUAAUUAUCAGCAUAACACUCAAACAGCCUUUAGUUAAUGAGAUCUGAAAACAUCACUCGUCUGAAAUCUUCAAACGACUUCCGUGAUUCUUUGUCUGAAGGCUUCAAAUCUGCUGUGGUUGCCAUAAGUAUCAACCCCCUACACACAGAGACACACACACACACAGACACACAUUAGAAGUUCCUCAGUAAUCCCUAGUGUGGAUGGGGGGAAACAAACAGUAGCAGGUAAAGAAGCAGAGCUCAACGUGGUUUUCGUUAAGGCAGGAAAUCUGGCUGAGCAGAGUAAAGUUCCCAAGAACAUCUGCAAGAAUAUGAUGUUACAGCGCUGUGACAGUGUCAGUUCUCAGUGAGGGGUUUUGUUACUGAUUAAGACAGCCAUCACUUAUUAUUUUCCAGUCCAGCACAGUCGGACAGGCUGGAGGAGAAAUAACAGGCCUGUCUGGUAGACUAACAUGACUAAUGUAAUGCUUUACAUGGACUCUUAUAACUGUUUGCUCAUCCAUUUGUUCCUUUUGAAGAUUAAAGCAAUGGUUAGGAAAAUGUCCUCUGUUUAUCAUUGUCUUUCCUCCUCUUCUUUGUCUCACUCUUUAGUUCCUGUUGUGAACACACACACAUACACAUGCACACACACACACACACACGCCCUGACCACUGACUCAUCAAACCAUGAAGAAGGGCCGACUUCAUCCUCUGUCAAAGCCUAGUUAUAAUUCAUGCAUAGGUGGCACACAAACACACCCUCCCUCCGUCACCUCCUCACACACACUCACACAAACUCCCAUGGUCACGCCUGUGUGUUUGCUGGCUUUGCUGCUAAAUGACAUUAGUUCCACAGAGAGAACAUGGUGUGUAGGAGGCAACCUGAUCCCCCGUCCCUUUCUUUCUCCCUCACAAAGAAACAGUUUCAUUCUCGGUUAGAAACACACAUCAAACGGCUCGCUCAGGUCACACCAUGUGUGUGCGCACGGAUGUGCAUACAUUGUAGACAAACAUUGUAGGAAGUACAACAAUGCCAAACUUCACGUUACUCAAACGAAAUGUAAUGUUGCUUGUUACAAAAUCUCGUGUUACUUUUUAACAAAGUGCAAGUUGUUAAGAAAACAGAAGGUUUCUGCGUUUGUGCAUCUGAACAUCUUUGAGAUUCACUGGCCUGAAAAGUAGCAGGAAAUAUCCAUCUUAUCAGCAGUUUUGUUUCCAAGGGUUGAUUUUUCUAUAGUGCUAUAGAAAUUACCUUCAUAGCCUCUCUAGAUCAAGUUUCAUUAAAACGUGAUCAAGUUUCAACAAAAUCACAAUACAAAGGAUAGGAUAUCAUGUACGUUACUAUACGAUAUGAUACAAUCCCAUACUUGUGUCAAGUCUUAUCCUAGAUCCUAGUUCUUUAUUAGACUACUUUUGAACAAAUUGUCCCCCCAAAAUAGUAAUUUUUGUUUAACAUUGCAGUGACACCAUGUCUGGAAAUAAGUGUUGCAAAUGCCUCAUUAUUUAACUCAAUUCACUUUAAUUGUAAUGGGAUUGAAACACAGCCUCGUCUGGUUCAACUUGUCAUGGCUUGAUGCUUACAAGAGUAAAAGUAAAGGGUGAUUGUUUUUUGUGAUUAAAUUUUGAUGGAGAAAAAAAACGACAGAAACUGCAGCUUCAUUUCAGACCCAAGUUCAGCCGCUAUUCUUUGCAGCUCUUCACAAAAGCAAAAUCAAAUAUGAAGUAAGUUAGAUUAAAGGAUGAAUGAUAAACGAGACAGCGCAGCCUGCAGAGUGCAACAAAAGCCCGCUCUUUGUGUUUCUCUGUGGUGCACCUCUGCUGCGCAAGUUGGCAGUGUUCAGAUAGUGUGUGUGUGUGUAAGUGUGUGUGUGUGUGGGAAGGUGGACUCCUCAAAGCAGAGCCCCACUGUCAUGCCAUAACUCACUGUCAAAGUCAGCAGCACUAGGAUGAAGAGAGGGAGGAGGGCUGUUUGUGUGUGUGUGUGUAGGUGUGUGUGUUUGUGAGCGUGUAUGUGUGUGUUUGGGUGGGGUGAUUAGUUCAACUUUAACCUCUGCACUCUUUUGAUGUUUUAUAGAGAAGAAGAGCUCGAUGAGAUAGAGAGGGACUCCAUGUCUUCCACCUUGACAGGUUUUAAGGGAGAACACACUUUUGCACACGUACACACACACGCACACACACAUACACACACACAGUCUUCUUGACAUCCUCUUGACCCUGGAAUGUGGGAGAGGAAUGCACGGCGGUAUCAGUUUAGGAGAUCAGAUUCUUGCCAUGAUCAAACGUCCCGUGUGUGUCUGAAGACGUGUGUCUGUGUUGUCCUGCCUGCUUCUUUCAUGACAUCAUCACACAGGCCUCUCUAAUAACAAUGGUGCAUAAAGCUUUUUUUUUCAGAGAGGAAGAUCACAACAUCAAUCUUUUCCCUUCCUCCUCUAACCAGCAGCAUAAGUCUUCCUGCGUACGGCGAUAUGAUUUAUCAAACCGGACCGUGACGGCGAAUACAACCCCGCGUGAUAAACACAGAUUGAAAGGAUGGGAGCAUGGGAGCUGUAAACCGCCUCUAAUAUAUUCCAAACAAAAUCUUGUUUGUGCUAGUUUUCCCCCCGUCUCUGACACACACUCACAUAAACACACACUCUCACACACACAGCUGCUACCUAUCAGCACCUCAGUCCCUUCAAGCCAGUAGCUGUUCCACUGUUUUGACUGUAACACUUCCUCCUCUUUCAUUACUUUUCUCUUUCCUCUCUGUGUGUGUUUGCAUGUGUGUGUGUUGGAGAGAGGGAAAUCUGUCAUCUUUGUUAUGUUUUGUUUCUGUUCCACCUGCGCUAAGCUCCAGCUGCCAUGUUUGGCGUUUCAUGUUUCAGGUAACACACACGCCAAAGCUUGGAGGGCAGGACUUGAUGUACAGAGUACCCUUUAAAAAAGUGUGUGUUUUCACGUGUGUGUGUGUGUGUGUGUGUGGCCAGAGUGUUGGCAUGAGGGAGGACGUCUGGGUGAGAUUUUAAUUAAAGUUUGAGACAAAGAGGUCAUAAGCCAUACACCCCCUCCUCUUCACACACACACACACCUUGUACACACACUUACACACACACACACAAUGCGCUGUUUUCUCUCUUCCCCCUCCUCUCUCUCAUUCCAUCCCCUCAGCUUGAUGACUUUUCCAUGAAAGGCUUUUUCAUUAAUCCUACCUCAGGGAACCGGUGCUCUCCAACCUCACACACACACACACACACACACACACACACACACACACACACACACACACAGAACACACACUUGCAUGCGCAACACACACAUAGACCUCCCUCCAUGGGUCACUUUGAUGUAUCAACGCACUUGCAGACUAAACACAAAAUUAGGUUCCACUUCUUUAUGCCUCUUAAAAUGCAACAUAUACAAACACACCCACCCACCACAACACACACACACACACAAACACACACACACACAGGCCAUUAAUUAGUGAGUUCAAAUAAACAGUAGUAAGGGAAAGGGAAGUGGCUGCAGUAAAAAACAACCACAGUCUUUGGUCUUUUUAUUUUUUAACCCCCCCUCCCCUCCACCCGACACGCACUUUUGUUCACUUCUGUAUUUGUGUGUGUGUGUGCAUUUCCGUUUGUGUGUUGAUUUGAGGUGUUUCGACAUUGUCCGUGUUGCUUUACCUUCAAACCUGCGUCCUAAAAAUACGUUUCCUGCUUUUGUCAAGCACAGUAUGCAGUUCUAUAUGCACUACAAAAAAACGAUAUUGUGUGUGAUGUGAAUGCACCCCCCACCCUCUAGAAAGAACAACACACACUCCCGUGCAUGCACACCCGCACCCAGCUUACACCCAGAUACUCCCAACUUCAUCCCUCUUGCACAUUCCUGCCGUCUGUCUAUCUGUGCGUCAUGUUGUGUGUGUGAAUACCAGUAUGUCUACCUGAGUGUGUGUCUCUCUCACGGGCUAUCAAUGUGCCAGCGUGUAUGUGCAUGUGUGUGUGCGUGCGUGUGUGUGUGUGAUAUCUGAUGUCAGCUGUCACAUCCCAGUCGGUCUGGGCCCAUAAUAAGAGACAAUAAUAACAACUCAUUAAAACCGAGGGCAGGAACUGUGGAGCUCAUCGGCUCAUCAAAUUAACCUUUGAACACUUCAUAUACACACACACACACACACUCCACACUCACACUCACACUCACGCACACACACUAGGUACCUGUUUUUCUCCCACAGUUAGUGACUACACAAUCUUUCUCUCUGUCUUUUUGUCUCCCUCCAUCUUCCCCCCCUUUCUCAGCCAGUGGGUGUGUCAACAGGGGAUUGGUCCUUUCUGCUGGGUAAUUGAUGAAUUAUAUGCAAUAUGCAAAUGAGGCGCCAUUAAUCUCCUGACUGACAGCUUCGUUUAUGGGGCCUUAAUGACGGCUGGAUUAGAUUCUAAUUAAAAUCUGCUCAAAGACACCCCACGCUAGGAAACUGCAGCUAGUCUAUCUCUCCCUGCUCUCUUUUUUUUGUUUUUUUACUCUUUCUCAACAUCUCCUCACCUUCCUCUUCAUCUCUCUUUCCGUCUUUAUUACUUAACUCUCAUCCUCCUCUUUCCCAUCCGCUAUGUCUCUUGAUGUCACGCACGUUUCACGCAAACAUAUGCACGGGCACAUGUGCGCACCACCCCACAGACUCAUGUUAUCCAAUGUCAGCCUGGUUUGAAAAGGAGAUGAGCCGCGCUGGUUGUCAUUAAGCCUGAUGUGGCCCGUGUCAUUUCCCCUGUCAGGACAUUCACACCGUUUAGUCAGAGCCAAAGUGAUGUCUGACAGCUUUUCACAUACUUCCUGCAGGAUUGAUUGAGCAUGCCCGGCUCCAUCAAACCAUGUGAAUCUGCUCGUAGUCACAGCUUUUACUGAGGGAAUCUGUGACACGGCGGGAAAAAGUGGAAUGAAUGACCAAAUAGGGAAAGGAUGGGAGAGGAAGGAAGGGAAGGAGGCGAGCAAACACAUUUAAUAAGCAGACAAAUGAAUGAGUAAGCUGAACAGUAAUGAGGUGCUUUAUUGAUGCCAUAGGGAAACUUGUUUUUUGCUUGCUCGUAUCCACGGGGAGGUCAGAUUUGCAGCACGGCAGCCUUCCUGGAAGCGCUCAGGUUUCAGUGUUUUCAGCUUGUUGACGCUUCAGCAGGAUCAGAGGUUUACAGACUGAAGGACACAGUUCCUCAAAUCAGGCCACCCAUCUCAGUCUCAGCAUGAAAAACAGCUACAGAGGGAGUGAGGUAUUAAACUGUCUAAUGGCUAAUGUUAACUUGUGCUUUCUGCCCUGCAGUUCGAGGCCCGGACGACCGCCCAAGAGGCUGCAGAGCGUGACGGAGGGUGGGACUCACCACAUGUUGUCCCACAGUGGUCUGAUGCAUGCUGGGAUCAUGCCUCCUGCAGGUGACCACCCAGGCCUAACCAUGCACAUACAGCACAAACUAUGUAUUCAUGAAUCAAAACAGAUUAAAAAUAAUAUCACAUGAGUGCACAGAGGACCCAAACAGCCAUCAAUCCAGGAAGAAUUUUUGACAUCAUGUAAAAUAAUAACGGUGCUUUAAGUGGUCAGAGGACAAACAAAGUGUGAAAUCAGUUAUCAGUUAUUAUUAUUUCCGAAAAUGGACAAGGAAUACACAUUCAUUUUUAUUUGAAUAUUUUUUUUACAAUCUUAUUUAUGUUAUCAUCUAUUUUAAACCCAUUUUUUAUUAUUCCUCUCUACAGGCAUUGUUUGACAGACAGGAUGAAAAGACUAUUAUUCACAUUGUCAUCGUCAAAUCACAGCAGGGGUUUUUAAAGUCCUUUUCAACAUUUUUGCUCAACAUCGACAACGAAUAAAGAGCUGCUUGUUUCAGGUACCUGUGCUCAGCUCUCAAUUUGAACUUAAAAAAGCGUCUCAGGCAAAGAUCGAAACAAAAGUUACCAGUUUUUCAUAUCAAUUACAAUUUUGUUUCGUAAACUGAAGUCCCAGCAAAACCUGACUGAACCCUUACCAGCUGGAAAAAGUUGCUCCAGUUCUACAAAGAAACGAAGUCUAAUAAAGAAACAACACUUCUGACUGUGGGGGUUUAAUGAUAGAAAGAUAAUUAUUAAGUGACCCGAAGCCUGUCGAUGUCAAACCAGAUGGCAUUUUAACAACAUAAUACCCAAAUGAAAAGAAAGUGAUGUAUUACAAAACGUCUCUCUGUUUUUGGACAGCACUUCAAAAAAAGCUAAGAGUCACUAAAAUUGUUGUAAUAUUGUCAAAAUAGGCUCUGCAAAAGUUUCAUGGAACAAAGUGGAAGACAUAUACAGUAUGUUGUCCACUUUAAAUGAUUAUUCUAAUCAAAGUAUGAAUUAGAGGUCGACUAAUCACAGUUUUUUUUAAUGGCCGUUAUGUAAUGACACGUUGUGAUUUUACAAAAUACAAUUUAAUAAUACUAACAAAUAAAAAACUAAAUUACUUAAAUAAUAAUUGGCUUAGUGAAAUUUAGUCUUUUGGAUUUCUGUCUCACACUGAAAUUGUUAAGAAAGAAAAAUGUCAAAAUGUAAAUUUUUAGGUUGAAAUAAAAAAGAAAGUCACACAAAGAUUCAUUAUCACAUGCACAUUAAAAUCUUAUAUACGAAGAUAUCUUAGCCAGUAAACAUGUUUGAAUUGGAUUUUAAAUAAAUCAAGAUUUGGAGUUUUGCUAACCAUUUCAUGUCCGCAUUAUUCUUCACAUCAUAACAGAAUAUGAAACACCAUCUAUUGACUUUAUAGAUUAAAUACACUGUAAUUUGGUGGUGAAAAAAGGCCUUUCCAAGUGGAAAAGGUUAGGGUGAUAUCGGCUUUCAGAGGGCCGAUACCGAUAUGAUGCCGAUUAUAUCAGCAAUAUCGCUCAAACCCCGAGUUAUUCAGCUCUUUUAUCUCACACAAAGCUUUUUGUCAUGAGCUGUCAAUAAAAAUCUUUUGAGCUGAAGUACACCUUAAUGAUAUGAAUACUGCUGCACCAAAGCUGUCAUCAGUAUCACCACUAUUGUAAUGUAGUGUAAUGCUGAAGAACAGGAACGAUGUUAGUCCCGUUCACAUGCCAGCCUACCCUGCGUCAAGGAUUUAUCGAGCGAGUCCCCCCUGACUCUUAGAAUCCACCUCUUUUUUUUACAAGCUUUUCCAAAGGUCAAAGUUUGAAAUCCUUUAAAACAGGACAGGGCUCCCAGUAAAAAUACUGUUUUUCAGCUCCAGGAGGUGUUUUGGGGAUGAAUCAGUGUUAUGUCCUCUUCUGUCCUCUCUUUUUCAGCUUUCAGAGAGUAAAUUCAUGACCUGACAACUAGAUGAUUGAUCAAUUAAAAGAAAGGACAGGAUGCUUCUGCAGAGUAGAUACAGAGAGAGGCGGUUUAUAUUUCCCUGCGACCAGCUUAAUGACACAUUUUACCCAUCCUCAACAUCAUGAGGAGGCAGGGCUCUGGGCGUUGAUUAAUAAAAUUACCAUACACACUGCUGACACACAAGAAACAACUUACAACUUACAAGUUGCUCUUUUUCUCGGCUUAUUCUUGCGCACAGUAGUCUCUUAAAUUGACUGGCAAUCAUAAUUUUCACGCCUCUGAGUCAACUUUGAAAAAAAUCUCCGAACAGCAGAGGGUAUUAAGACGGGGUUUUGAUGUUAAAAUUUCCUGUUCUUCUUGUGUAAAUAACACUUUCAACCCAUUAACCGUGUCUUCAACUAUGAAAUUAAGUUUCAGGAUAAUUAAAUUGUUUGUAAUGUGGAGGCAGGCGGGGAAUAAAGGAGAAUCUGUUAUUUGUAAAGACUCAAUCUUUUGUUUUAUAAUUUGACUUUGAAGAAACAGUCAUAGUCAACCGCCUGCUACAUAAAUGCCAAAGCGCUGCUUGUUAUUGUCAUAAACAGUUGUGUGUGUGUGUAUGUGAGCUUGUGUGAGUGAGUGUGUGUGUGUUUGUGUGUACAUUAGUGUGUAGCCCACAGAAAGGGAGAAAAGUAAUUGUUGGCACCUCACCGCUCUCAAAGUUGCCCUUGGCUUUGUGCUCUUCACUGCAACCUGAUCUUUUCAUUCCCCGCCUCAAAAGAAGCCAUUUUCUGUUAGCUCCGCUUCCUCUCACUGUUCAAAGGUGCUUGAGUGUGUGUAUAUGUGUGUGUGUGUCUGUGUGUGCGUUUUGUGUAUGCGUUUGAGUGUUCAAGAGCAUCUUUCUCAGUGGGAAAAGAGUCUUUUUCCACCAAAGGAGAGGGCAUGGCGGCAAUGUCAGCGCCACUGAUUAGAACCGGCCACAUGAGAGGCAAGAAAGAGACGGAGAGAGGGAGGACAUUUGAGGCGUAAAAGGCAGUGCGAAUCUUUGAUGUGAUCCUCCUUAGUCUCCUUUCCUCGCCCUCUUGCACUCAUACACACACAUGCGCAACACGGUGGCUUAUGUCCCGCUGUGAUGCUGACAUUUUGAAAAGGUAAAGUAAGGAGAGGGGAAGGGUGGAGAGAGGAGAGGAAAGAAGAUGAGAAGGAGAAAAAAAAGAGCAAUUUGUUGUGGUUGUCUUGUGCACGCUGACUCUUCAGCCCAGACAACCAUUGUAUAAGAACAAUAAAACACUCAGGAGUUCAGUCUGUUUUAAAUGUUUAGAUAUAUCCAAGAUCAGGAAAUUAAGACUUAUGGCGUGUUUGCAUUUCCUUGUCAGUGUUUGUACAGUUGCAGGGCCUGUCCAAGUUUAAUAAUUCAUUGUUUGUCAGUAUUAGUGCAAGAGAUAUUUAAUUUUCUGUGGCAUGAGAUAGAGUUAGAAAGGUUUCUCCUCGGGUCAAACUUCCCUCUGAGGUUCAAGAGAAAUUAAAAUGCAGCUCAGCUCUCUUGCAACAUUUCGCCGCUCUCCGUUUCAUGUCGUCUAAAAGUGCGCAACCUCUAUUUGAAAGUAUCUACACUUUUGAUCUAAUGCCUCUAAUUCCUACAGAUAAAGAAGUGUUUACUGCCUAAAAGGUGGAGCUGCAGCCGCCUUUCAGCGUCGUCCUGUGUGCUGUGCUGUGGGUUGUGAUGUCCCUGUGUGGGAGAGAUGAAUGUCUUGGCUUGUUCCUAUCACUGCUGAUUCCCUGGCAGACUAAACGGCCGGUGCAGCGGUGCAGUCAGAAUGAAUGGCUGGCCUCUGUCUUCCCAUGACAACCUCCAGCCUACCCACUGCUCUAAUCCUCCACCGGGGCCAUUGAUCUGCCUCUUUAUUGAUCUCUUCUUCUCCUUCUUUUUUUCCUUUUCUUCCUCUUUAUAUCUGUCUCUCUUUUCUCUCUUAGAUCUAUCCGCCCUGGCCAAGAAGAUCAAGCUGGAGGCGAUGGCCAGUUACCACACCAACCAACAUCAUGGCCGACCGAACGGAGAAAACGGUGACCACAACCCCGGACUGGGUGAGUUGUUAUCCUUUAGUCUAUUUAAAGCAACACACCUAAAUGUUUACUUACGGCCAUACAACAACUCCCCUUGUUUGUCGUCUUCACAUAUCUUGGAUGCAAAGUCAAUAUGAGUGUAGCAGCUGUGUUUGCAGCUGAACCAAACUGAAAAAAAAAAAGAAAAAACAUGUUUAUAUGUUAAGAGAAAUAGCAGAAAUAAGUCAGUUUAUAGAUGAAAUUAGAAAUAUAUAAACCUGAUUCAGAUCAUGCAAAACCUAAAGCUCCUGUGAGGAACUUUUGGUUUGUGUCGAUUUUGGCACGCCCUUUGGACAUAGUUGUACCCCCUAUUUCUUUGUUGAUUUAUUCCUGUACAUCCUGAAGUAUUGUAAUCUCAUCCUGCUCUCUUUCAACAAUCCAAGAAUCUUUGACCAUGAAAUUGUUUAAAAAAAAAAAACAGCUGUCUUGAGGCAGUCUAUCACUUUAUCUGACACCUACCCGCUGCCAGUCUUUCAGAGAACAAAAAUAACCACAUAGAAAUAGUCCAUCCACACACUAAUGUUAUUAAUGACUUUUGUAGGUCCUCAAUGGGUAUCGAUAAUCAUUUCAUUCGGUUUUAUGACCAACUUAAAACUCCCCACUGGAGCUUUAAGUAUCUAUGUAGUUCAAAGACACUGUUUUUCAACAUUUAUGAAAUAGACUGAAAUUCACAUUGACACCUUUUUAUGAUAUAUAAAACCAAAUAAAACCAUUACCGACAAUUUAAUACCUGAUACUACUGAAAGGGGGCCAAGCAGCUGAAGAACCAGCCCUGUUUUUAAACUUAACACAUGAAACAUGAACACUAAGUGAAAUAUUUCACUGGCAGAAAUAGAGAGAUUAUUAACUUUUUGAUUUAAAGACACGUCUUGAGCAUACAGACUGCAAACAUGCAAACUGAAAGAAUCACAAUCAGAAUGUCCUUUAUUGUCAUCAUACUAAAAGUACAAUAUUAGAGAGCUUCUCCUUUUCCAGUGCAAUAGACAAGUAAAAAUAAGGUAGUAAAAGUACAAAUAGUUGUAAGAAAGAAGGUAGUAUAUAUACAAGACAAGAAUUCUACAGGGUAUUAAAAUAAAACAUAUGUAUAAGAAUAAAAUAGAAAGAUAAAAAGCACCUCACAGGAGCUUUUAGUCUAGUUUUCUAUCUUUUAAGGUUGUGAUAACAGCUCCUCAAAAGUGCAGAUUGUACCCAGUUUUGGGUUUGCUGGCAGAGCUGUGGGAUUCAAAGAGAUUAAAGGAAUAUUUCCUGAAAAAAAAAACAACAACUCGGUCAUCUGUUCUGUAGCCUUGAAGACAUGCCUUCAUCAUCAGUCCACAUUAGUCAUCCCAUCAAGAGAGCAUAGACUCAAAUAAGCUCCAUUACUCACACUCAACAUGGCAUAUUGUGUCACUGAGUAACAUUUGAUGAGGAUUUACAGGAAGAGUGUGCGUUUCAUUUAUAGUGAAGUCACUUUGUGCCUGGAAAGCACCGAAUCGCCUCAUUUUGAACCGAGUCUGUUUGGUUUCUUGUACGAACUUUUGGUUAUAUGUUAUUAAAACUGCUGUAAAAAUUGCACCUGAUCCCUGGCUUUUGCAGCGGUGGAGAGGGGCCAGCAAACGUGGAGCGGCAGCAUACGUGAGCGAGCGUGCAGGGAUGAUAGAGAGAUGAAUAAGAUGAGAGGCUGAAGCCAAAUCAAUAGUCUUCUCUCUAAUUCACUAUCCUGAAUGCAAACGACAAAUGCCGGACAAUCGAUGGCGGAACAGACACACGCACGAGCAUGCAUGCGGGCUUCAACACACAAACACACACACAAGCACACACACACACACAAACCAAACCGGACUUGCCGCCCCCACUGUUAUCGACAGGUUAAAGCGACAUCAGUGUGUUUAGACAGAUGACAGGGCUUAUGGAGCGUCUGUGUGGAAUACGCUAUCAACCUGGGACACACACACAUACACACACACUCACACACAUUCACUCUUUUGUGGCACAUGUGACAAGAGUUCAGCCACAUGGAUGAAAAUGAAGAAAUUAUCCAUGUGUUUUUCAGGGAUUUAAAGGAGAAAAAGAUGAAACCAACAUAUGUCCGAGUCCCUUUUCUCCUCUUUUUGGCUUUUGUUUUUGUGUGUUUGUGUGCGUGAAGUAAAUCCACGCCUGUAAACAACCUCAGUCUUUAGCAUUGUUUACCAUUGUAUACACUGGGUUACGACUGCCAGCAUCUGUGUGCAGUUAGGUGGCAUGGUAACCACGAGCCAUUAUAAACCUGUAAAGCUUAAUCACUGUUAAUGAUAGAGUCAAGUGGAAACACACACACUCUCACACACACAUACACACACACACACACACACAAACAAACAAACACGCGUUCACACAACCAGAAAAGCACAUACAUAGACACAAUGUGUUUUUUCCAUACCGCCACCCACGGCCUUAUGGGAAGGAUAGGCCCCUGCCAGAGCUUUAACCACUACAAAGGCAAUCUCAGAUUACACACAUGCACACACUCACAAAUGCUGAGUGUGACACCUCACGGGCCGGGGAAGAGCGGAGAGCAGCCAUUUCUGCAUUUAACAAGAUCUUCUGGGAAAUUUACAGUAACUGUUUGUUUACAGUAAUGGUUUGUUUGGAUAAACAUAAGAGAGGCACUUUGACUUUUGAUGUUUUUUAAUGAAACAUAAGAGAGAGUGAUGGGAGGGUAGAGCAGAGGGGGAAAACAGAGUUAAGAAGACGCAGGGAAUAGGAGGAAAAAAUGAAAUUUAAAAGUGGGGGGUGGGGGGGUCGGAGCAGGUUGAAAAGGGGGGGGGUGUGACAAAAGUAGAGCGCUGGCUGGCUGGUUUCUAACCCAGGCUUGAUAUUUGGACUUGGCUGCUGGUUGAUUGUCGGAGCAUCUGGUUAUUUAGCUCCAUUCAGACUGAUCUUUUGUUUGGAUUGGUUUCUGCUCUGGGCAAGUGAGAGACUAAUCUGCCAAAUACACAAAGCACCGCACAUAUGUCCAGCGAGGCUUGACUCAUAAAGUCAACGCCUCACUCUUUAUUUCUGAGUUUGCCUUUUUAUUCUCUUUCUUCCACUCUCCCUUUCUUUCUUUCUUCUCUUUACUUCCAUUAUUUGUUUUAUUUCACCUCUCCUUUUCGGAUAGCCUUUUUUUGUUUCUAUGUACUCGUUCUAUUAUUUGUGACAAUUGUGUGGAAUACAGUCCAAGAUUUUUCCCUUUGUGUUUAUAAUUACCCAGCGUGCAUUGCUGGCCCAGCACCAGGACUGCCAUCAGCUUCUUUUGUUCCACUUCCUCCCUGUGUUUCUUUUGUUUUUGUUUUUCCUUUUAUUAAAUGAUAAAUAUUUAUGUCAUUUUCUCCCCCCACCCCCCCAAACAGGAUUGUUUGUUUCAUGAAUAGAGAGACUGCAACAACCCACCAGGGUGCUGUUGGGUGGAAGGAUUUUCUUUAAAGAUAGUGGAUGCUCGUCUUAAAGAGAGGAGUGUGAACAACAGAUUGGCCCGGAUAAUAAGACUUUGGUUUGAACCGCUGAAAAUUUGUUGGACUAUUGUCAAGAAAGAAAAGUUGGCCAGUUUGUCUUUUUUCCACAGAGGCUGAAAUUGUGCUUUUGUAGGUGACACGGAAAUCAUUUGGAAAGUCUAAACAACAUUUCCAGGCCAUCUUUGUGUUGUAAUGAGCAGGAGAAGUGUUUCCUGCUCCUGUCAUCUCCCACUGUCCUCCUGUGCGUCUGCUUUUCUACUCUUAAACAGCUCUAAACCCCUGACAUGCACAAGAACACAGUAUUUGGUUUACUAGCAGAGCAGUCAUCAAAGUAAAUCUAAUAUCACAGAGGAAUGAUGUGACUGUAUUUUUAGACACAACAGUGUAAGCUUUUAGUUGAAAUCACAGGAGUGACUAUGAGGUGGAGGCUACAGUGAGAGAAAAGAGAAUAGGUACAAUAAAGCAGCCUCUGUUAUUGAGUUUUGUGUAGAAAAUUUUCAAAAAGAGCAUAAAUGAAAUCAAGUAAAAUAGAAAUAUCAGCAAAAAAUUGCAUGAGAUAUGACAAAAAAUGAAUUCAAGUACAUAUUAUUAAAAAUGUUUAAAUAAAUACAUAUCUGUGCUCACACAUGUAUGUCUGAACAAGCCUGUAGAAACUGUGCAGAGGAAUUUAAAGUGUUUUCAUGCAGCAGCAGACGAUUCUCACGGUUCUGGUCUACACCUGUGAUUCCUGAUCACUUUCCUUUUCUAUUGUACUUUAUUUCUUAUCCUCCAGUCCUGGAUCAGUUGCCCUUCAUGAUGAUGUCACAUCCCCUGAUUCCUGCCAGCCUGGCGCCUGCCUCCGUUUCCAUGGCGAUGGGCCAGAUGAACCGACUGAGCACGCUGGCCAGCAUGGCCAACGUGGCGCAGCUCCACGCCAAGCCCCCUGCCAGGGCUCCCACCUCCGUCAUUAAGGUGAACUCAGAGGCCCGUCAACCCGGUGCAUCAAACCAAUAGCCAGUAAUCUUCCAUGAACAGGAGACACUCAGGAACUACUUGCAGCAUGAAAUCUGAGUUUUAGAGAGACAUAGAUAUAAAUUCAUAGACAUGAUGAUACAAAUUUAAAUAAUUUGAAGAAAACAGACUUGAUAAAACCAAAUUAUACACUAAAGUCUUUAUAUUCCCUCUAUCUCAAAUUCUUUAAGAUUUUUUUUAUUUUUUAAUCAUGAAAGUGCAGAAUAAGAUUUUUAACUGUAUCCUUUUUCUUCUAAAUUUCUUGGCAAUAGACAUGCCCGGUUGAAUGUUGAUGGAAACAAAAGAUCUGGAUAACCAUCCAAAUUUUUUAUGUAGAUCUAUGGAAAGUUUAAUUUUAAGAUAUUCUUUAUACAUACAGAAACUUCUGAGCAAAGUGAGUCAUUUUGCCCGAGACUUUCCUAUGUUCAGCCCCCUCCUCCCCCCUUUUUUUCAGUCUUACUACAGAAAGUCUGGAUGAUCUAUUUCCAGAAUUUUCUUAUUGUGUCGGGCCUCACACAGAGUUACAUCACAGCAUGUCCUCAUCAGUUGCAGGAAGUACCGUGUCCUGUCAUAAUCUUAACGAUGCAAACCAUUGUUUUAAAAACUCUGGGCUUGGUCCCAAAGGUAGUUUACGAGGCUUUUUGAAAUGAGCGAAAAAAUUUUCCAGUAAACACCAAAGAAUGCCAUUAUAUUAGCCUUCGCAAGGAUGUCAUUUUGUGUGAUUGGGGAGUAAAAAAUAGAGCCACAUCUGUUUUUAUUUAUUUAAUAUAAAGUUAUAAUGACUUAAACAUGUGAAGUCAAAUCACCGUGAAGAUAAUUUAAAAGUUACUGUUUUAAAUGGAACUUGUAAGCUACGGCUAAAUUGUACCUUUGCUACCAGUUCAAUAAAGGCAGCAAGCUACCAAAGCUAAAACAUCAGCACAUAUUUUACAUCUUGUGAACAGAAAAUAUGGACUUUCUGAGUGAAUCAAAGCCAAAGGUACAGCUGAAUCUACCUGUUACAUGUCUGUGUUUUAAUGUAUAUUUAAAUUUGUUAUCUCUCCUAAUAAAAUGGUCCAGUAACAGUUGUAUUCAGGCAUAGUCAAGACAAAAAGACUUGAUAGCUGUAGCUUUGAUAAUGAGAUCAGCAGUCUGGUUUUAAAGGCACUUAAAUGUGAUUCAUCCAGUUCUGGGGUUGGUUGCUGAUCAGCAUCCUUGAUGGGUAUUACGCUUACCAUUAAUAAUUCCCUCAAACAAUCAGGUUAAAAAAAGAAAACUUAACUGUUGCUUUAAAGUGAAUAAACAAAAUGAAAAUCAUUUUAAUGACCUACAUCGUACAAAAGAGACUCUAUUUCGUGUACAUUCUCAAUUUGACAUUCACUGAAGAUUUUCCAUGAUUUUGCUUAUUGAGAACAAUACUUUUGAAUAAAUGUAUAAGAUUUUAUUUUUCAUUGUUUGUUAGGAGCGAGUGCGUGACAGCCCCUCUCCUUCUCCCUCACUGGAGGAAGCUCAGAUGUCGUCCAAUCACAGCAGCAGUGUUUCAAGUUCGCCAUCUCGCACAGAGCACAUUGCAGAAACCACACGUGUGUAUUCAAAAACAUACAAUAACGAAUGUCACCUGUGAUGGACGUUUGGUUUUUGAGAAAGAGAUUUAUUCUGAUAUUUUUGGUUCCAGACUCUCUGGAUGAUGGCGUGUCAUCAGGUCACAGUCUGCUGGGACAUUCCCCCAAUGUGGUGCAGGCAGCCAGAGAGACAGAUGUGACCACACUGGAUUACAGCAAGGAGAACAAGAGGGGCCACAGUGACAGAGGUGAGAUGCAUUAUGAUGUUUGAGUCAGCCUUGAAAAUACUUGAACUUCCAACACAUUCAAAGACAUUCAAGUCAUUUGCCACCUCUUAUUUAGAUGUCUAUAAUCUGGAUUCAAGGCUAUGUCAGUUUUGCGUUAGAGGUCAGGUUCUUGCAGUUUUCUGGGAUUUCUAGUCACACCAAAUUAAUGACUAUUAAUGAGUAAUGAUUAUUUCUCUGACAAAUCAAUUCCGUUUAAAUAAAGUCCAUCAAUUAAGUACAAGAGUUUUAGUUUUUUAAUCAAAUUCAAUUUAAUCAGAAUUAGAUUUAAACAACUUGAUUGGUCUCUCUAGGAGCAAUUUGCAGCUGGUUAGAACAACAACAAUUAAACACAGCGACAUUCAGAUAAUAAAUCAUACACAAGCCUCUAUACAUCCAGUCAUCAUUUACUCAUGGCAGCUGUGUGUCUGUUUAUUUAACGCUGUUUUAAAAAAGAAAGGCUUGCCUAAUGGCUUAACAAGAAAGAAAUAUCUCAGUAACAGGUCGAUAACGAUUCACAGUCUCACCCUCUCUCUCCUCUUCCUCGCUGUCGGUGGCCCCCCCGGCUCCCCACCGCGCGCAAAGACAAAUAAUUCUACAAAACAGGGCUCCAUUAGACCAGGAAGCAGUGUUACAUUAGUGAGCCAUUUGCCGGGCCGCGGCCUAACGAGCCAGGCGGCCUCCCGUGCUCUCAGCUGGACCUCAUCUGCAUAACGACCGCCUCCCUGUCGUUAGGGCCUGCGUUGCCACGGCGCUGCAACGUCAGUUGUUUGGUUCUCUCUGUCAGGGAGGUUUGCAUUAGCUUAAUGAGGACUGCUCAAGGACAAACAGUCAGCAGAAAUCUACAGCAAGAGAGAGAGAGAGUGAAAGAGAGAGGGAGUUUGUAUGUGUGUGCACACGCCUGUGUAAAUAUAUUCUAAUACUGAAUCACAUUAUUCAGUAAUCGAAUCUAGAAAUCACAAAGGCAGUUCAGGUAAGGCUUCAGAUGCUGUCAGGUGUCUGUGAACAUAUUGACAAAGCAGUGAUGGCAGCGCAAUGUGAAUGCCAUGCAUCACACAUCGCAUUUAAGUAAUUGAUCCACAAUUGAUUUUGCUGCAUGCAAAUUAAACACAAAUGCGUUUGCUGGAUAGCCAGCUUUUGUAUUUGACCUACAACAUCACAGGAGAGGUUUAUUGUGGAUUGAAGAGAGUUUCAAAGAGCACUCCGGCGCUGUCACUCUGUCAAUCCAUCGCAUGAUAAUCUCAGAGUGUGUGUGCGCGUGUGUGCGCAAUUUUUGGCUGUGUGUGCUGUUUCAGUGGUCUUUGAACAACGUAUCCAUGCAGCAAAGAUCAGAGGCCAUCCCUGACACCUCUCUCCCAUUAACCAAACAUCAGCAGAAUUUUAUUCUCUCUCUGUCUCUCUCUUUUCUCUCCCUCCCUCCCUCCCGUCCUCUUCCGCUGACUGGCAGUCUUCACGUGGUGAAGUUCAUUAGCCCUUGGGACGGGUGGGAGAGGAAUAAGAGAGAUGAAGUUGGGAGAAAAGAGAAAAACAGACAGUGACCUUGGUUAGGGAGAUGGGUAAAUGAUCAAACGAGCUGGCAGCCGUGCGCAUGUGUGUGUGUAUUUAUGCCAAACGUGUGUGUGAGUGUGAGGUAAAGUAGGCGUAAAACAGUAACUCAAUAAAGGAUCAGUCACAUCCAAGGAGCCUGGGGAGCCCACGCUGCUGACUGCGCACUUCAGCGGCUACGAGUGUGUGUGUGUGUGUGUGUGUGUGUGUGUGUGUGCGUGUGUGAGUGUGUCUGUAUGAGAGCCACGGGAGUGUAGUUGGAUGCCCUCCGCUGAGCUCGCCAGCACCUGCUAAUUACCUUUCUCUACAGAGCAAUGCUUUUAGCAAGAAAGAGGGAGAAAAGAGAGGAGAAGGAGGGGGUGCUGCUUCUCAUCUGUGAAACACCUUGAAUGUGACAGUUGCCAAGACGUGAGGCCGAGAAGGAGAAGGGGAGGGUGGGUGGAUUUGGAACAGAAGAUGCUGUGGUCAGCUAAGUGGAGAAAACACUGUCAUUUGUCACAGACGGAGAAAAGUGCCAGAUAUCACAUCGCACGUUCACACUCGUCUCUGCUCCAAUAACCGGCGAACUCCCAGGAUGUCUCCGUCCUCAGUGGCUCGGAUGACAGUGGAGCGAGCAAGUGCCUGAUGUGGGAAAAAAAAAAUGCAGAAAACGGCUAAUCUUCUUCUCCCCCACUGUCACGAAUCGGGAACACGCAGUUCUCAGGUUUACAAACAGAUGGUCAUCCAUAAUGCAGCUUCUUAGCUGUUUUUACGGGAGAUGUCAAGCUGUGAUGCAUUAUCAAUAGGCAGAGUGCCAUCUAAUAAAGACUAACCACAUUUUCAAAAGCCCAAAGCAGGACUUUGGCGUAUGUGUACCCACUCACACGGUAAUUAGUUUACACACCUUUAUACUAUCAGGCUUGAUGUGUUUACAAGAAACGAAGGAAAUACAUUAGUAGGUCAUUAAUACAAGGAUCUGAAUUCAACCUCAUGUGUUUAUUUUAUAAUAUUCAUCUAUUUUUAGGUUUGGACAAAUGCAACAUAUGAAUUUUUGGAGAAAAUGUAACUAACAGGAAAGCGUUAGCAUGUUUGGUCUGGUGGUGGAAACUGCAUGAGAGCAUAUCUGUGUAUCUGUCUGUGAUGAAGUUGAUUGCACUUGGCGUAGUUUGGCAAAAACAUCUGUCAUAUGCAUGCAGUGUGUGUGGCUGAGGCUCAGAGGUAGAGUCGGUCGACUCGCAAUCGGAAAGUUUGCCAAAGUGUCUUUUGGCAAGACAGCGGGAUCCUCAAUUGCUCCUGGUGACUAAAUCAGCUGUGUGUGAAUGUGUAUCAGUAUAGUAUUUAGGUCCCUGACUGUCACAUCCUCUACCAUCAGCAUAUGAAUGUGGUGUGGAGGGGUGAAUGUGAUUAUUUAGAGUGGUCAGAAAAGUGCUGCCUUACUGCAAAUUCUUUUACUGUUUACCAAUUUGCUACAAAACAGUGUAUAAAAGCAAAUCUGCAAAAUGAAUAAACCAAAACAAUGAGGAUGAAGUUUGAGCUUUUUAGAAAUAAGUUACUGUUUGACAUCUUUAAGACUUGGUAAGAAACUGUCAAAGUUAAGACGCAGCAUGAAAACAUCUGCAGUUUCCUGGUUUCAUUAGCUGUUUUAGGAUCUGACUAAUACUACAUGUUUUGAUUACUAUCAACUAAUUCUAAUUUAGCAAACAAUGCAUUAGUCCAUGUCUUUGUACUUGACUGUUUCAUAACCCUCCGCCCAAGACAGGCCACAAAUAGAUUUAUUCUUUGCAGCUUGAGUUUGUAUUUCUAAGCAGCUGCUACUGAAACAGAAUCAAACUGGGUGUUUGUUUGGGGCUGUUUGCACUGCUUAGUAUUUAUAACACUAGCAUAUUGUCUUUACACUACUUUGCACUUGCUGAGAGUCAUACAAAAAUACACACCCAGAGAAACUCUCGGCUCAUUGAUGUGUUUGUCGGCUGUGACUGAAGUGUGCGGCACAGAGGAAUCAGAGCUUUUUCUACCCAGAAGAAUAUUGACCUUACCGACUAGACUUCAAACUGUCUCUCCCCCUCCAGACACGAGCUCCAUGGCCACUCACACAAGCAGGGAGAGCUGUGAUAGACAAGUCUACCAGAAACCCCCGUCAGGCAGGGAGGGCUGUGAGAGGGUGUCUUACCCCGCGGGACAGAAGCUCCCAGCAGGUCUCCACCACGCUCCCUUUAUCUUCCCGGAAGGCUUGUCCUCCAUAGAGACCCUGCUCACGAACAUCCAGGUGAGGCUCUGCCGGGGCUUUAUUAUUAUUAUUAUGCUCUAAGAUGAAUAGGAAGGGAGAUGAACCACUCUUUGGGAUUUCCUGAAAUGGUAAAUAGCAGAGCAGGCAGACAUUUAGGAUGUGGAAUAAUUGGGAAGGGCGUGUGCUGACCUGCUUCUCAGAUUUUACAUGUCUUUGUUAUGGUGGAGUCACAUUAAAAGCUCUCUGUGUCUAGUUUUCAAUGAGAAUAAAAACAUGUUUUAACCUCACCUGACCUGCAUGAGAUGGCAGCUGUGUUUUAGCAUGUAGCUCAAGAUUAGUAGGCAAGUAUUUUACUAAGAAAAAUACUCUUUAAUAGUUUUCUUUUCCUCCUGCCUGACUAAAUCUGAGAAUUAUACUGCAGAGUAAAGUCUUACACUCAAAUAAUGCCUGGAGGAGCUUAAAUCUUUGUGACCUUUUACAGUGAGGGGCUCAUCUUUUGUAUUUACUCUGGCUGAUUUGUAAAUAUCACAAACUUUGAAGUUAAAAAACACAACCCCUUUGUUAAAGUGCCAUAAAAACACAAAUAUUUACAUCAGAUUAGGAGAUUAGCUAAAGUGAGGGUUCUCUCUGGUGGUUGAAAAAGACAGAAGUCUCCCAUGCUUUACGUUCAGUGUGUAACCUGUUGAUGUGUGCCUGUGUGUCUCCAAGCAGGGUCUGCUGAGGGUUGCCAUAGAGAACGCCCGGGCGCAGGAGAAGCAGGACCAGCUGGAGAGGACGGAGCUGAAGAUGGAGCUGGUCCGUGAGAGGGAGCUCAGAGAGACACUGGAGAGGCAGCUCAGCAUGGAGCAGAAAAACAGAGGUAGGUGGUCACAAAGAGAUGAAAACAGCAGAAUUAACCCCCGGCUGUCAGUGCUAAUUUUAGAUAGUUUUACCUGGAAGUGAUUCUGAUUCCUGCAAACGUAUUCAUUAAAGAGUUUAACAUCUAAACUGUGAUAAUUCUGCGAAAUAAGGUUCUUUAUAUUCACUUCCAAGUGGACAAAACACCCAAAACUUGAGAAAUUAAAAGAUGGAGACAUAUCUCCAAAGAUCAUCAUUUUAUUUGUUGUUUUUACAUAAAUCUACACUCUCAGUCCCCCUCCACAAAUGUCAGGGGGUUUCUAAAAUUCCAACCAUCCAAAAACAUUAAAAAAAACUUAUGACUCAAUUCCGUGAAGUGAAAAGUUAUUUGAAAAACAGAGUUUUUAUUAAUUUCCUGGAAAGUGGGACAGCCAGUCACGUGGUUUUGUUGACCUGUUAGUAGAGCAGGAAAAUGAGCUUUGGAUCAUCUCACAUGCAGUGAUGCUUUGUGUUUUUCAUAAACAGGCCAAACAUCCUUGAAUUCCAUGCAGAGUUAAGUUUAUUUAAAGGAUAAGUAAAAAAGAGUGCAUGAAAUACACUCUAAGCCUGAAAUCCCUUAAAUCUCAAAUCUCCUGGUAUUAAGAUCCGGGAAGUUCAGGAAGCAGGGGGGACCACACAGAUAUAUAUUAAACAACAACAACAGAAACAUACAGAGCCAAAUAUGAAAUAUCCAAACAUCUGAAUUAUUGGAUUUUGAAACACACAUCUUUUUCUAUGUUCCCUCUUUCUUCUCCUCUUUUUAGUUCUGAUCCAGAAGCGCCUGAAGAAGGAGAAGAGGAAUAAGAGGAGGCUACAGGAGGCUCUGGAGGAGGAGGUCAAACUGCGCGAUCAGGCGGAGCACAGCCUGCUACACACUGCCAGCACGCACACAGGUACACACACAGCAACUUGUCAGACCUUCUGUAAUUAACUUAAUCUUGUUUUGACUCACAAUAUAGUGUAAUUCACAGUUUCAUAAUAAAUGUCACCAAGACUUUGAUGCAACACAGCCUGAACUGUUCAUUUGCCUCUGAUUAUUAAGUGCCUUUGUUAAUUAAUGACUUAACUGCAGGUCAUCAAUCAUCAGCAGUCCCUCCUCACACAGAAUCCGUGACCCAGGACGGGGAUGGGAGCAAACAAGAUGACAACAGGCUGGACUCCAAGGCGACAGUACAAGGUACACAGAACCUGCACUGCUUCAAGGGUUGUUUUUGUGCAAUUAUUAGACAGAAAAUGUUGCUGCCAAAAAGCCUGCCUCUUUAACAGACACAUAAUCUUAUUAUGGAGUUGUAUCUCAAAAUUGUUUUCAGGGAUCUUUGCCAAACAUUUAAGUUACGUUUUAUAUUAUGUUUUCCUCCAAAGGACUGUAUGUGAAUAUUUAAUCUCUCAGUUGUGGAUGUAGUUAAUCAAAACUAUAGAUAGAUUUGACUAAAAGUGUGGAAAAGGGUACUUGUUAUAGAACUGUACCUUUUUUUUGCAGGAAUAUUGUGCUUUUAUUAUGUUUUAUUAUGAGGCAAAUACGUAAUAAAUAAAAAUAAAAACCAAUUAUAAACCCAGUGAGAGGGAUGUAUUUAGUUCUUUUCAGCCGGGCUGAGACAACAGAUUCUAUUUUUUCACCUUCUUGCUGCUGCUGAUGCUUAACUGACCAGCCUACUGGAAGGCUUUUCAGAGAUUUCACAGGGAGUCCGCUCCUGAGAAAUUGAGCAAAAUUAAAUGAAGCGUGAGGAAGUUCACCAAGGCUACCCUUCUAAUGGAGACAGGCGUUUUAAUAUAUUUAUUUCCCCAACAUUAUUGUCUUCAGAUUAAUGAAAAAAUCCCACAUGUAAUGUCUCGAACAGACAGAAAAAGAAAUGGCCGUGAUCUUUAGCCCGGCCUCAUCAAAAGAGUGCAUGGUUUCCAGCCCACCUCAUGCCAGGACCGCGGCAGCAGACAGUGUGCUUGUUCAAAGGCAGUUUUUAAUUGAAUGUCAGUGAAGCAAGAAGAGAACUGGCCACUAAUUAACGGCUGUCUUAAUUGUCCUCGUGACGAGUUUGUUUGGACAUCAUUUGCAUAAUUAACACGCAGUAAUAAAUCAUUUAAAGGGGAAUUGUCUGUCAGACAGCAGGGCAGGAUGUGGUUCUUUUGUGCCAGGAAGUUUUAUCGCCAAAAACAGGGAUCAAGGGCCGAAAAAUACUUUCAACUGAGCCUUACUUAAUAAUGAUCUUUUAUUAAUGAUCUUUGCUCGAGGUUGUGGGGACCAUGUUUAAUAUUGAUAUCAAUGUUUUAAUUGUGGAACAGCACUCUUUUUUUUUCUCGUCCUGCACAAAGAACCAGACUGUUUAUAAUGGAACCGGUUUAAAUAGUUUCAUUGUGUUGAAUAAACAUGAAUCCUUUGUGGAUUUCAGAGGGCAGAGUUUUCCUGCAGACCACAGGGAUGUACUGAAGACCAGCAGGAAGGAUGGGUGGACAAAAGGAAGAAAAAGUGACAAAGAGUACACCUUUUUAUGAAAGAUGAUCGCUCCUUUGCAGCUGUGGCAUCUCAAAAAGGACUUUCCCCACUUUUCAAGGGUGACAUUUGAACAUUUCCAUUGUUCUCCUUGUUUAAUUUAUUACAUCCAUCUCAAAAUCUCAGCCAUAGUGGGAACAGCUCUUUAUUCUGAUGAUGUUGUUUGACAAUGUAUUUCUUUCAAUCAAGGUUUUUAGAUCCUAGGAGACGACAACCAUAGUUGUUUUUUGUCAGUGCUGUUUAUCUGGAAACAAGUGAAAAUCUUAACUUGUAACAGAGUCGUGUACAUAAAUAUAGUCAUCAUUUCUGUUUUUAUUAUUAUGAAGAAAAUAAUGGCAUGUUGUACAGUCAGUAAAUGACUUGUAUUGUGUAUGUUAUGCAGUAGUGCAGUUUGACAAUACAAACAAUACAAAUCCUUUUUAUCAAAUUGUCUCAGCUUCUCUCUUUAUUUGCCAAUCCUUCAGUGGAUCGUUUAUUUAAUUGUUCUCCACACAAAUUAUCAUUUUUAUAGGUACAUCCCACCUCUCUGACACUGAUACCUCAGUCAAGUUUUCCUGCCUAAAUUAACCCCUUAGGGUAAAUUUUGUGUAUUUAUGUGAGUGAGUUGACAGAAGAUGAGGAGGUUAAUAUGUAUAUGAAAAGUGUGAGGACUGAUGUGACAUUGAUUCCUGCUCCAUUUCCAGAAACGUACACCUAAGUAUUGACACACACUCCCAGGGAGGGGGGUGAGGAGCAGGGUCACAUGUGAGCUGUCCUUUAGUGAAACAUGAUGACGAUGCACUUGCUUUGUUUGUCUGUCUUCAGCUGCACUCAUCUUUUAUCAGAUCUCCUAAUUCAAAAACGUGCCAGUUUACCAAUUUUGGAUGAAUGUGUGUUUGAAAAAAAAAAAUUUAACACAACUUUUCAAAAGACAUAGAAAGUUCCACUGUCAAAGUAAAAUAUCUAAUUAAGCUUCUUUUUCUUUUUUUUUUUUUUUUUGCCAGGAGGUUUUUACCAACAACAACAAUAGUGGUUGUGGGAGGCCAUUUUUGACAUUCCUUUUAACACAUUUAUUGUGAAUCAGCACUUCUUACCUUGUUUUUUUUUUUAUUACUAUUUGGGUUUGUGCCCUGCAAAUGUCUUCUUACAUAUAAAUCAAUUGUCACUCUCCUUAUAUUUAUUGAAAUAAGGACCAUAUCAGCCAAUCAGAAGCAGAAAGACAAUUGGAAACUAGACAGUUUUGCCAAAAGGUUGAGAGAUGAAUGUGUAACAACUUAUUAAAGCAUUAAAAGCCCUGCUAAUUGUUUGCUUAUUAAUUCACUUAAAGACAUAAUAGGGAUCACUAAAUGGAAAGUAUUAUUAAGUUUUCCAAAGUCCUAUGUAAUGUAUUUCAGAAUGUUCCAAAACUCAGAAAUAAAAGGUCUUUAUGCCAGGCUUGAUUUUGUAUCCAUGUCUAAAUAUGCAGUGUGCCAUUUCCUGGACACAGGCAGAUAAGCUGUGAUGCAGGACUAAAACAAUACCUCCCUUACCCACAGUUCUUCCUGAAUACAAAGUGCCUGACAACUGAAUAGCAAUGAUUCACGUAAAUGAAUGUGUGAAUGAGUCAUCAGCUUUUCAGAUGACCACCUCAGAGGCUGUCUUGACUAAAAAGGUUUGUGACUUCAUUCAGCGCCGCUCUUCUGUUUCAAACACACACACGAGGACACACACACUCACGCACACACAAAUCCCUCACAAUUCACUGAGUGGCAUUGUCCUGCCGAGAGAUGUGUAAUGGAAAAGAUAAAUGGAGGAUAAAGCUAAGGUGACAGGACCGAGCAUGCAUGUGUGUAUGUGUAUUUGCAUGUGUGUGUUUGUGCCCGCAUGUGUGUAGUGCACAACAGACCAGCAAACCAUCUGCUCAUCUCCUCUUAAUGAACAAAGCAAACAGCAGGAGUCAAGGCUGUCUCCAAAUCUGGAGUCUCUUUAUUGGUAAGCACACACAAACACACACAUCCACACAUCCACAAACACACAUCACUGCGCUGUUUAAUCUGAUUAUCUUUGAUUGAGAACAGGGGCAAAGCAACCUUUUUAGACCUCACUCCUACAUCAGUGACAGAGAAGGUCUGAAACACAAUUAGCAAGCUGUUCCUGAGCUCUGCUUUGCAGUCACAUCUGACCACAGGAUGCCAAAUAGACCUAAUGGGUGGGAACUAACCAAUGGGAACUAACACACCACUGCUUCUAUGGAUGAGGGGGAAAUGCAACACUAUUAGACAGCUGUUCGCCAUAUCUUUUCAAAUGUACUUGGACGUAACAUAAGCAUUGGAUCAAUUGCCUCAGGAGCAAUCACAGCCGGGCAUGACGGUAGGCUUUAUACACACGGUUUGAUGUGAAUAAAAGUGGCAGCCUGUGGUGUAAGACAAAGCAGGGCCUCUACAUAGGAAGUCUGGACCUUGACAAGAUAUGACACUGCCUGCAUAAGAGCAGAGGACCAUAAGAAAAAGUCAUUAAUGUGGACUUUGUGCAGCCACAUCCUGCUCAGGGCCUCAUGGAUAAUUAACGCUGUUACCACUGUGACAGUGGGCUGACCACAUGGCUUCAACAUGAGGAACACACCCUGACUGCUGUUUUAAUGUAUGUUGAACCCAUAAACACAUAAAACACAUAUAAUAUUCAGAGAUAAUCAUUAUUAAUGGGAGGACUACAUAUCAAAUAUUAUUGGUGAAGUACUCCAGGGCCUUCAAAUACCCUCUGAGCUGCAUGAGAAAACAGCAGGGUGGCAUCAUGGGUACGGAGACUGCCCUUCACCUGCUGAAAUGCCUUGGAGAAAGACACUAAAUCCAACCUGCAGGGGUGCUGCGGCAGUUUGAUCAGUGGUUAAAAACACAAGAGUCUGGACUUCUCAGUAGUCACUUGACAGAUUAUGUCUUUGUUAACCUCACCUCAGUUCCACCUCGAUGCAGUACUGUAUGGCUUUCUGGGGCAAUGAUAUAUCUGCUAAAUGGUCCAUGGUGUAUUCUAGUGAAGUGAGUUUGGUAACACUUUAUUUGACGCCUAUCUCUAUAACGCAUUAUAAAUAUGUGUAUAAUGCAUUAAAAUCAAAUUAUAGCACUGUAUAACUAUAGUUAUAAACACUCAUAAAUGAUUAAAAUGCUUUAUAGCAACAAUCAUAACAUAUAUAAAGCAUUUUAACAUGACUUACAGAUAGGCGUCAAAUAAAUAUUCCAUAUUCAAUAUUCCAUAUUUUUAUUUUUUGAUCUUUCUUUUUUUGCUAUUUAUCUUUAAGACAGAUAGUUUAUGUGUUUUUGUUUUGGGCCUAUUUGUUUGAAAAGCUAUAUAUAUUUAUAUAUGUAUAUAUAUAUAUAUAUAUAUAUAUAUAUAUAUAUAUAUAUAUAUAUAUAUAUAUAUUUAAUUAUUUUCAUAUUUUCCAUUUUUGUAAAUAAUAAUAAUAAUAAUAAAAAUAAUAAUACAUGUUUUCUACAGCAGCAUGAGCAGCUGUGGUUAAAAUGUAUCACUCCAAAUCUUGUUUUUAUUGUUAUAUAAAUAAUGAAUAUGAAGUGCUUUAAAUUAAUCUAAACUGAUUUUGUUCAUGAAGCUCUUGAUAAAGAAUUGAAAAAUAAUGUGUUCGUAAUUAAGUUGUACUCUAAACAGCAUUUGUACAACAACGCAUUGUGAAGGUGCGCAGAUAAGGUAAGUAAACCAGUAAAAAGUCAUAUUUAACUUUUAACUUGGAACAACAGCGUCCUCUGCAGGUCACUUCUGUUCUCGGUACAGGGAAUUGCGAAACGACACCUUUUGGGUUCCUUCAGCUUCCGUAGCGGUUGCUUCCCAGGGUUUCUUCUCUUUACAGUCACAGCAUGGACCCUCUCCUCAACUUCAUUUCGGUGUUUUAGCGUCGGUUUCGAGUUGCCUUGGACUCAGCUGGCUUCGAGGGAAUUCCACAACUUAUUCAGACACCAUGUUUACCACCACCGGGUCCCGGGGCCUGUGUAGGUAUCUCGUAUAGACCGUUAAACGACAGUCCUGUACCCGCUAACGCCACUCAUUAUAGUGUCAACGGGGUUAGCCUGCGCGGCUAACGGAUAUUAGCAUUACGCUGUCAUUCAUUUACUAGAGGCAGUAUUCAUCAUAUUCAGCUACUUUUUGUCUCUUUGAAACCUUCAGUUUGUUUCCCUUUUGGUUGGUUGCCUUGACUGAUGAAUACAUUUAUGUUUUGAAAAGAAAAAUGAAUAUUUAGCGAGAUAUGUGUCUGUUCCUGCUGUAUUUUAACUUUCUCUGCCUUAGUCUAAACAGCCGAUAAACACGAAGCUGCUGAGUGUAGAAGGCUGUGGUUUUAUAUCAUGGUCGUAAAGUUGUGUCUCUAUGUGAGUGUGAUUGUUGUGUGUUCGGCACAGACAAGGCUCCUCUGUCGAAAGGCCUCCUGCUGGUCCUCAAUGGGCUGACUGUGAUGCUGACCCUGCUGCCACAGUACCAGGAACUAUUUGAAUACAACCUACAGGCUGUCAUAAAGCAGCACCAGGUGUGUCUCCUCUAUCUGUAUCUGUCUGUGUGUUUGAGAGUGUGCCAGGCAGAGAAAUGGCUAGACUAAACAAGCUCACAUCAUCUCUUCACAGUUAGGCUGGGAGUAUGUUAUGAACCAUUAUUGUUUUCAGCAUAAUGAAGGGGAAAUUUCCGUUUAGAGGGUUAUUCGGGCGUAAAAUUAAGUUAGAGCGAUGAAUGUUGCAGACCGCUUGCUUCUCUAGUAAUACCAACUAAAGUAAUGACCACACCAUAGCAAUACACAGCAGUCUGAGGAGCAUAAACAAACCUCAACCAAAAAGCCACUCUAUAGCCACAAAUAAUGCUCAGAACAGCACCUAACUUCAUCAACAGUACAUAUAGGGUCCCAGCCAUAACACUAGCAACCAAACAUCUUUUUAAAUUUGCCUAAUUUCUUUAGCAAAGAGACUAAACACAACUCACCUACUCUCUUCCAGUAGCCGCUUGUUUGUAGUGAGACCUCAGGCUAGUCAAUAGCGGACUUCUGAGGGGGGACGCAGCUCAAGAAAGAACAUUUAUGAUCAUUUCUUUAUCAUUUCGUUGAAGUAAUAAUCACCAUAUCAAUCAUUUUGCACUGCAGACACGGUAGUUCUUCUGCCUUAGUGUCUUGGUCUGAAUAUCCCUUUUAACAGGACAAGAUAUAAUUUUCUUUGACCCAAUCAAUCAAGAACCAGAUCAUUCAGGAACUUGGGACACUCAAGCAGACACGCACCCAUAUAUUUUACCUACAUAUGAUAUUCUUGUCACGAUUAGUUCUGGUUGUAAGCCAAACCACAACAUGCCAUGCUGUUUUUACCCACACUGACCAGUUGAACUUAUUUCCAUGUUUGGUUAGUGCUUUUAUAACACUGGGGUUGCCAGCUAUAAAUGUCUGAGGUUACUGUGGUGCAAAUUUAAAACCAAACUAUUCUGAGAUAAUUAGACUAAUAAGUUAUGGACUCAAGUAAAUAAAUGGAAAGUACUCAUUAUCUCAAGACAGUAUUAGAAUUUAUAGAGGCAUGCCCACUUCAAGAGUUUGUACGUUACAGCCAUCUAGCAACAUUUUCAACCACAUCCAAUGCAUACAUUCUGUUAUAGUGUUGACUUAAUGAUUAAAUUCAUAACAAGACCAGACAUUUGUUGAACAGUAAAGACCCUUGACAAGAGACUGAAUGCAAAAAAGAAACAUACAGGGAUAGAAGUCUCAGGUUAUGGAUCAAGGAAAAGAGUAUAACUGGAGUAUAAUGAAGCUUGUUCAUGCCUGAAACCGCAGACCACUAACAUGUGGUGUCACCAGUUAUCACCAGAAUGCUGUUAAAGUUAGUUAUUAUUCUGUAGUCAUAAUGAUGUAUGGUGUAUAAUAUAACUUUGCUCCUCCUCUUGUAGAUAUGGAGGCUGCUGUUGGGCAGGCUUGUCUGUCUAGAUGUGAAGGAUGCCUUCUGUAGCAGCCUGCUCAUCUACAACUUCAGAAUCUUUGAGAGGAGGUUUGGCACCAGGAAGUUUGCAGUAAGUAACAAAACGCCUUGUGUACUUUGUGUUUUUGAUUAACUUAAUGCCUCAAAAUGUAGACUUCAUGUAUUGUGAUAAAUGAGAAUUUUGAAUUCAGUUGUGUUUUUAAACUUGUGGUUGAUUUCUUUUAUCAGUUACAAAAUAAUUCAACUCUUAAUCAUCAAGGGGAGUUAGUAUGAGAUCCAGCUAUUUGGCCAUUCCUCCGUCUUAGGAGAGAGGUUACACAGCUUCCUCAUUUGGCACAAAAGUAUUGGUACUUAAUUUGCACUAUAUUUGUAUCUGAGAUUUGACUCUGACUAUGUGCAUGAUGUGUUUUUUAUUUUUAUUUUGUAAAAGCAGUUGUCUUAAUUUUUGACGUAUACAUAACCAUUUUGUUUGUUGCUCUUCUUGACUGUAGUCCUUUCUCAUGGGCACGUGGUGUCUCUCUGCGCUAAUGGACUUCCUGUUGGCCCAGGCCUUUCAGUUUCUUUUUGAGUAUGAGGUGGAGGAACUGCCUGCCGGACUGUGAGUAGUUUUGUCAGAAAAAGUUCCCCCACACGCUGUCUUGCUGUAUGCUGGUGUAAUAAUUAAAUCACACAACAUUUCUGGUAUUACAGACCUUCAUCAGGUUUGAUGGCAGCAUCAAAACUUUUCCAUACAAAGAUAUAUACAAUGACAAAAACUGCCUCAAUUCUUCAGCACCCAAUCAGAGACCCACUAAGACUGAUGAUCACCUGAAUCUGUUAAAUUCAUCAUAAGCCAGAAAAGAGUUCAGAAAGUCAUACAAAAUCCCGUUAAUGAGGAAUCUUGAUAUGAUCUCAUACCCUACAUAUUGACUCAAGAGCCUCAUCAUCUAUUAUCCUAAAUGUACUGCACUUUGUACUCCAGUCCUCAUCAGCCCUGAUUUCAUCUUUUGACGUUACGAUAUUCAAAGAAAGAAUCCCAAGUGUGAUAAAAUAAAAGUGUUUAUCCUUUAGAGCGGGAUGGUACUCAUCACAGUGUUUACACACUGAUAUAGAGAGGGAGCUUUGUCCAAGAGUCACAUGACUAGUAUGCAUUUCCAAGCAGAGUGCAGCAGUAUAUCUAGAAAGUCUCUGUUAUGGAAACUUGCAAAUAGCUCAUCAUUUAGUACCAGCAGGCAAGUCCUUUCACCCUGACACAAAGCUUAAAAGUGUUAUUGAGUUGUACGAGCUGCAAUCCACUAUGAGUGAAUGUGAGGGCGGCUCCACAAACAAUGAGCCAACCGCAGAUUGAUAUACAUACAGUUUGUAGUGUUUGAUGAGCAUUCCAGGUCUACAGAGAUGUGUUGGCCAUCACUAGGACUUGGUAGUCUCAGUUUGCCAUCAGUUUGAGGGGAAAAAAAGCACGUGUUAGUGUCAACAGUUGAGCGAAAUAAGAAAAAUAUCUCUGAUCAGCAGAAAUUUGAAUGAAUGUGCUAUAAAAGUUCUUUGAAUUAUUUCCAUCUCCUCUUGUUCUUCACACCCUCUGUAAUUCUCUCUCUUUUCACCUCACAGGCUCGCUCCAGUCUUUUCCCUGUUUGUGCCUUUCUACCUGUUGAUCCCCAGGAUGCCUGUCACCCAGGUCCUGGGCCACAUCCCUAUCACCAACAAGUCUCUGGUCUACAUAGUAGGCUUGCAGGUAAACCUAUAUUGUAAUAAUUUUGAAAGUCAAAUAUGUGUUUUUAUAGUUUUUUUUUUUUAGUGUUUAAAUUCUUGAGAAUACUCCUGGGAGAGUAAUAUGUUACAACAAGCCUAACUGCCAUUAUCUCUGUCUUUUGUGGCACAGCUGUUGACUUCCAGCCCCUUCAUGUGGCUUCUUGCACUCAGUGGACUGGUGAGAGGCCAAAAUCUCAUUUGCUUGUUUUCUUUGUUUCGUUUUUUUUUUUUUUUUUUUUUAAAUUAAGUGUUGUUGUUUUUUUCUGUUGGUACUUGUAUUUAUUGUUUUGUUUAUGGACCUUAAGUUUGUCAAUAAAGUAUCUAUCUUUCUGUCUUUUUAAACUUUGCUGCUGAGUCCGAAAACUCAGCUUGAAACCCAUGUUUCUUGGUGAAUCAACACAAAGAGCAAAAAAUUGUAAAGUAGUAAGAGUUUGUUGUCACGUUUCUGCAGGUGAACGCUGUAACCCAACAUUUAAUGAUUCGGUGGACAUGUUAAAGUGUUGCUUCUUCCAAGUUUGGCUUAACUUCUUUUCUUAAUAUGAAUCUAUUUGUCUUCCAGAUCUCAGGUGGACUUUACCACUCCAACUUUCUCUGCCUACAGAGGCUCCUCUUUGUUCCUGUCUGGGUGUCUCGUGUUGGCAGAUAUAUUCUGGAGCCACUUUUUUCAAGUGAGUACUGGUGUUAAUAAACUCUGUGAAAAUCUGUCGCCCAGUUCGAGUGUCACAGUUGAGAUGGAGUUUGUGUCCCUGUCUAACUGAGUUGUUGGUAUUGAAAGCGAUGGCGUAAAGCUAAUGACCUUUGUGCUCAUCAGGCUCUGAACCAAGCAAUGAAACACCCCUGGGGAUGGGUGCCACUCUAGACAUCCAGAGGCAGCAAAGGAUGGACAUGCUGGACCAACAGCUGCUUCUGGCACAAUACAACGAGGCCAGGAGGAACGCCAGACAACAGCCGCAGGUACAUGUGCACACACACACACAGUCACACAGAUUUGCUACACUAAUGCACGGAUUGAACUCCACAAGCUCUACAAACAUGGCAUUUCAAGAUCCUGCCUGUUUGUGUGCGUAGCCUGGGUUGUUACAGUGGACCAGGUUGUUUCCCUCACUGAGACACAGAGGACAGAACCGACCCCCAAUGCAGCCCCGCCCCCAGGCUCAGACACACCCAUCGACACAGCCCCCUCUAUCAGACAACUCUCCUGUCGCAGAGGAGCAGGUGGGUGUUUACCACUUUUUCUUUUUUCUGUGUGUUUUAUUUGUUUUUUGUCCUUGGUUUACUCUAGGAAAUUACAGAUAUUUUUGGAUAUUUCUUCCCGGAUAACUCAGAAACAGCAAGGUUGCCAUGUCCCCCAGUUUUCUAUCUGCAUCAGGUGACAUUGAAGCGUCACAUGGACGCUUCUUUGCAACAUUUUUACUGUAUGUGUUGCACACCUAUUAUUUCUUCUUGUCGUGACGAGGCAUAGAGCAUUUGUCGCAUUUGAACUUUAGAAAUACCCAGUAAAGGGAGCUGAUGUUGUCAGCUUCCUGGCUGUCAUCUGCAGCAAUGACAGCUGGGGGCGGAGACAUUCAACUCGGCCCACACUGCAGUUUGUUCAAGGAAACAACCCCGCGACUACUCCACCCUGUCUGAGAUUUCAGUAUUGUUCCAGCGUGAAACAUGGUGAGGACUUUAGAGCACUGGAAACACAUUCCAGCACUUGAUUAUAACUAUUUGGGAAAAACAGCUUUUAAUGGUGACACACUUCACAUUUAAGGUGUUACUGUGUAGCUAUAACAACACAUUUGGCACUGAUAGAAAUGCUGCUGAUCUGAUAGACCAGCUUUUGUUUGCCAAAACUUGAUUUCCCUUCUCACCCACGCCUUACUUUAUGCAGGACAGCCUUAUGUAAUAUCCCCAGUUGGUGCUGCUUUAACUGAUGUCUCUCAACCGACGCUUUAUUUGUCCCACAGGUUGAACGGUUGGUGGAAAUGGGCUUUUCCAGGAUUGAUGCCCUGGAGGCGCUGAGAGCUUCAAAUAACGAUAUCAACAUGGCAACCAACUUCCUCUUGCAACACUGA